AAAAUGUCCUAUAUCUAUAUUUUCAUUUUCCAUUUUGAAGUUUGUCGGUUAUCCUUGUAUUGCAAUUUGGAAGAUUAUAAAUUGUUUAAUACUAUUCAAAUAAAAUAAAUAUUUAUUGUUAGUGAAACAUUAGUUGUAGAAACCGCGUAGUUGUUUUUAAAACUUGAACGUCGUGUAAAUUUGCUCCUGAAAGUUCAAAACUUCAAAGCAAAGUGAGGCAAAUAGCUUCCACCGUGGAUGUUUUUCCUGAGAUGGUUAAUUCUCCAAAGAGACAUUAUGAAGAAUUGGACAAUUUAGUAGGGUGCCGCAGACGGGGACGGCUCGCCUCCAGAUGCUGCGGCAGCCCACUGGAAGGGGUGUGGCUGGGGGAGGGAGUGCAGACGACCAGGACUCGGGCAGUUGCAGUCAGCUGGAGAUGUCCAGACUCACUCCGGGCACCACUUCGCCGGCCGGCACUCUCCAUUCGCCAGACGACGAUGAGGAACGCGGCAACUUGGUUGAGGAGCGGGGUGGAGGUGGAGCGUCGUCGAGCCAGGCGCACGACUCUGUGGAUUGCGGAAUCAUCGGCGGCAACAUGGACUACAGAGUCAUCUUCAUCAACGCCCCGCAGCCGGCCAAGUUCUGCUCCAACCACAUCUCCACUGCCAAGUACAGCAUCAUCUCAUUCAUUCCCAGCUUCCUCUUCGAACAGUUUCGCCGCUAUGCCAACUGCUUCUUCCUGCUCAUCGCCCUGCUACAGGUUCGUUAAAUUUCCUAUCAAUUUACAAAAAAAUAUGGUUCUAUCAUUUAAUUCCAAGGUGAAAUGUAGUUCUUCUACAAUUCUGCUCAAUUGACUAUCAAUCUACA
Molecule: messenger RNA, 846 nt
Organism: Nilaparvata lugens (brown planthopper)
Lineage: Eukaryota; Metazoa; Arthropoda; Insecta; Hemiptera; Delphacidae
Product: probable phospholipid-transporting ATPase 4
Exons: 3
Coding region: 332-748 (138 amino acids)
Biological process (GO): phospholipid translocation
Cellular component (GO): plasma membrane
Molecular function (GO): ATPase-coupled intramembrane lipid carrier activity
Source: RefSeq, a predicted model, not a curated record